Lagopus leucura (white-tailed ptarmigan) is the source of this 1254-nucleotide messenger RNA. It is a transcript of the gene KCNJ6, whose product is annotated as potassium inwardly rectifying channel subfamily J member 6. Lineage: Eukaryota; Metazoa; Chordata; Aves; Galliformes; Phasianidae. The coding region runs from base 1 to 1254 and encodes 417 amino acids. The transcript has 2 exons. Gene Ontology annotation, cellular component: plasma membrane. The record is from RefSeq and is a predicted model, not a curated record. Gene Ontology annotation, biological process: regulation of monoatomic ion transmembrane transport; potassium ion import across plasma membrane. Gene Ontology annotation, molecular function: G-protein activated inward rectifier potassium channel activity.
AUGGCAGCUAACGUACUGGAAGAAGACUCAAUGGAGCAGGACAUAGAGAGCCCUGUCACUAUUCAUCAGCCAAAGUUACCCAAACAAGCUAGAGAGGAUCUGCCAAAAAAUCUAAACAAAGAAUGUGCCAAGAGAAAAAUCCAGAGAUAUGUUAGGAAAGAUGGAAAAUGCAACGUCCACCACGGGAAUGUCAGAGAGACCUACCGUUACUUGACAGACAUCUUCACUACUUUAGUUGAUCUGAAGUGGAGGUUCAACUUGUUGAUUUUUGUCAUGGUUUACACAGUGACCUGGCUCUUCUUUGGAAUGAUCUGGUGGCUAAUUGCCUACAUGCGAGGAGAUAUGGAUCAUAUAGGGGACAGCACGUGGACUCCAUGCGUCAGCAACCUCAAUGGGUUUGUCUCAGCCUUUUUAUUCUCAAUCGAGACAGAAACUACCAUUGGGUAUGGUUACCGGGUCAUCACAGACAAGUGUCCCGAGGGAAUUGUUCUUCUUUUAAUUCAGUCUGUUUUAGGUUCUAUCGUCAACGCUUUCAUGGUUGGCUGUAUGUUUGUGAAAAUAUCCCAACCCAAGAAGAGGGCAGAAACCUUGGUUUUUUCUACAAAUGCAGUUAUUUCCAUGCGGGACGGAAAGCUAUGUCUGAUGUUCCGAGUAGGAGACCUUAGGAAUUCACACAUUGUAGAGGCAUCAAUACGAGCCAAGUUGAUCAAAUCCAAACAGACAAAGGAGGGGGAAUUUAUACCGCUCAACCAGACAGAUAUCAACGUAGGUUAUUACACAGGGGAUGAUCGUCUCUUUUUGGUUUCACCACUGAUCAUCAGCCAUGAAAUUAACCAGCAGAGUCCUUUCUGGGAGAUUUCCAAAGCCCAGUUGCCCAAAGAGGAGCUAGAAAUUGUUGUAAUCCUAGAAGGAAUGGUGGAGGCAACAGGAAUGACAUGCCAAGCUCGAAGUUCAUAUGUUACAAGUGAGAUCCUGUGGGGUUAUCGUUUCACCCCUGUCCUCACUCUGGAGGAUGGAUUUUAUGAAGUUGACUACAAUAGUUUUCAUGAAACAUAUGAGACCAACACCCCAGUUUACAGUGCCAAAGAGCUGGCAGAGAUGGCCAGCCGAGCAGAACUGCCCCUGACUUGGUCUGUUUCCAGCAAGCUGGACCAGCAUGCUGAGCUGGAAACUGAAGAGGAAGAGAAGAAUCAAGAAGACCAAAAUGAAAGAAAUGGUGAUGUGGCAAACCUAGAGAACGAGUCCAAAGUGUAG